Coniophora puteana RWD-64-598 SS2 is the source of this 1511-nucleotide messenger RNA. RefSeq lists its product as uncharacterized. The coding region runs from base 119 to 1387 and encodes 422 amino acids. The record is from RefSeq and is a predicted model, not a curated record. Gene Ontology annotation, molecular function: protein binding. The transcript has 4 exons. NCBI's taxonomy places the organism in Eukaryota, Fungi, Basidiomycota, Agaricomycetes, Boletales, Coniophoraceae.
GGCAGCCAACCAUCUCAUAUAAUCAGCACAGCGUUCGAACCUCUCCCUCAAGCGGCUUUGGCUUUACGAAUACAGCGAGGGAGUAAGAUAGCGGUCGCCGCGACCCCCCACGCGACCAAUGGCGAUGUUGCAGACGGGUUACUCGCCCUUCUCUGCAUCGAGCACUAGCUUCUACCCUCCCCGCAGCCCGCCCCCUAGCCGCCGCCUAAUUGCGACCCGGUCAGCGUCUUCCCCGGUGAUUACCUCCUCUUUCCAUGAGACCGCCCGACAGCCAACAGAGUCACCAAGUCUUACUCGGCAUCACGAUUUAUGGUUCAUUGACGGCUCGGUCGUCCUCCAAGCAGGCAACGCUAUCUUCCGUGUACACAAGUCCCAGCUGUCUCGUCACUCGCCUUUCUUCCGCGAUCUCUUCUCUUUGCCCCAACCAACACAGGUUGACGUGACUGCGUCUAUCUCGUCGCAGAACAGUCCACUUCUCCGCAUUGAGCCCUCGGAUGAAAUUGAGGGAUGUCCUGUAGUCAGGCUUCACGAUUCCUCGGAAGAUGUUGCAAACCUUUUGACUGCUCUGUAUGAUGGCCCGGCAUUUGGAAAUAACGAUCCUGCCGACUUUCGUGUUGUCUCUGGUAUCCUUAGACUCGCUACCAAGUAUCUCGCUGACUCAUUGCGGACGAAGGCGAUCGGGCAUCUCAGCGAAGCAUGGCCCUCCACGCUCAAAGGCUGGGACGCCAGAGAAGAUGCUGCGAGGGCGAGCGAGCUCCAAAACGGGCUCGGCGCCAACGGCAUAUAUCCAUCUCCUAUCAGUGUAAUCAAUCUUGCACGUGAAGUUGAUGCGCCUUCUCUUCUCCCGUCGGCCUUCUACGACCUGUCCAGGUAUCACUACUCACAGAUAUUCGAUCCGGACAAUGGCGUGGAUUGCCUGCAUCCCUACCUCCCACUCUCAGGGCAAGAUAUGCAGCGUCUUGUUCUGGGAAAAGAGGCGGCGCAACAGGCAAUCAUAACGCUCAUCCAGGGCAUUGGCUCAAAUGUCCAUUCAACACACACACCUGUCGCGUACUUUCAUCCGAGUCAUCAUCGCACGGGGUCGCAUUCGCAUCAUGCGUGUCGAAAAGAUUUCUCUGAGCUCGUGUCGCUGGCGACGCAGCAUUACCUAUUCGAUAAGGAGCGCGGGUGCACCGACCCGCUGUAUGCCGCGGAGGAGCUCGGGCAGCCACUCUACGACUUCGGUGGGCAGACGGCAUCCGGAGGGGAGGGAACGAGGGCCGGCGAGACAUUACGAGGAGAGGCUUCAGAGUGCGAGGCAUGUGCCAGGCUGCUUGAGAUGUGGGCAUCCAGAGAGCGCGAGAGGAUGUGGAAGAUGAUUCCAUUGUGGUUCCGCUUAGACGUGUGAUGAAGAUCGAGAUAGUGAAGCACAAAAGGGCGGACGGUUUCAUCCCCUUGUACAACAUUACAUGUAAUUAGACAGAUCCUGCGCAUAAUGUGUAAGUUAUAACUUGAAUGAAAAUAUUGAGCGC